AAAAUCAUCUGGUUUACGGCUACCUUUCCCUACCUUAUAUUAUUUAUAUUAUUUAUAAGGGGUGUAACCCUUGAGGGCGCCUCCGAGGGUAUCCUAUUUUAUUUGAAACCCGAUUGGAAUCGACUCACGGAAGCAAAAGUAUGGGUAUCAGCCGGCACUCAAGUCUUGUUUUCCUAUGGAAUAGGUAUCGGUGCGAACAUAGCACUGGGAUCUUAUAAUAGAUAUCACCACAAUUUUUAUAGGGACUCCAUAAUCGCAUGUAUUGUGAGCUCCGGGACGAGUCUGUUCUCCGGAUUUGUCAUAUUCUCAGUGUUGGGACACAUGGCCCACAUCCAGGAUAAGCCGGUGUCACAAGUGGCCAAAUCUGGGCCGGGACUGGCGUUUCUGGCCUACCCAGAGGUGGUCACACUAUUGCCAAUAUCGCCGCUCUGGUCGGUACUAUUCUUCCUAAUGCUU
Molecule: messenger RNA, 456 nt
Organism: Oppiella nova
Lineage: Eukaryota; Metazoa; Arthropoda; Arachnida; Sarcoptiformes; Oppiidae
Source: the annotation of a GenBank genome assembly